Messenger RNA from Salvelinus fontinalis (brook trout), 3692 nucleotides. RefSeq names its product potassium voltage-gated channel subfamily G member 1-like. Bases 282 to 1868 code for a protein of 528 amino acids. Gene Ontology annotation, cellular component: voltage-gated potassium channel complex; membrane. Gene Ontology annotation, biological process: regulation of delayed rectifier potassium channel activity; potassium ion transmembrane transport; protein homooligomerization. The record is from RefSeq and is a predicted model, not a curated record. Gene Ontology annotation, molecular function: delayed rectifier potassium channel activity. The transcript is spliced from 3 exons. NCBI's taxonomy places the organism in Eukaryota, Metazoa, Chordata, Actinopteri, Salmoniformes, Salmonidae.
GGAGCCUAUAGCCUGUUGCUCAUGAUCAUCAAAUAGCCUGCUAGUACUCUAUAAGCCUUGUGCCUGUGCGCAGAGAGAGCAGAGUUGGUGUUCGAUGCAGAAGCGACAGCAACAGUUAGGACUUCAGGUUUUCUUGCAUUUCUGAUCACUUUGUAUAAAAUGAAACUCACGGCUAUGGGAAAAAAAGAUACGCAACCACAGUAAGCAUGUGCCAGUGAGAGGUCGACCACAGGGAUGUGACCAGCGAUGGAGGUAGAGGGGUUGUUCCUGUAUAGGUAAAGAUGACGCUGCUGGCAGGUGAUGGCUCGGACUACGACUACAGUGCUCUGAGCUGUGCCUCUGAUGCCUCCCUCCUCCUCCUCCCUCAACCCCCGCCCCUGUCAGAGCAGGAGGCCCUCAAGGGGGCCUACUACAAACGGGCCCAAUUACUUCCCGAGGACUCAGACCACCUCCUCACCAAUGCUACCUCGCACUUCACUACCCAUAAACUCCACGUCAUCAUCAACGUGGGUGGGCUGCGUUAUCAACUACCCUGGACCACCUUGGAGGACUUCCCCCUGUCCCGACUGGGCCAGCUGCGCCUCUGCAGCAGCUUCGACGAGAUCAUGUGCGUCUGCGAUGAUUACGACAUCGCUCGAAAUGAGUUCUUCUUCGACCGCUCGCCCUGUGCCUUCCGCACCAUCCUGACCUUCCUGCGGGCUGGGAAGCUGCGGUCCCUCAGGGAGAUGUGUGCCCUCUCCUUCAGGGAGGAGCUGCACUACUGGGGGGUCCCUGAAGAGAACCUGGAGUGGUGCUGCCGUCGCCGCCUCAUCCAGAGGGUGGAUGAGUGUGACGAGUUGGAGCGUGCUGCCCAGGAGGACGAGGAGGAGGAGCUGAUGAUGGACACGGACAGCGGGCACCGUAGGGGUUCCACCGCCCUGGCUACGGACACCCGGAUGGGACAUUGUAUGAACAAGCUGAGGGACAUGGUGGAGAGGCCCCACUCGGGCUUGCCUGGAAAGAUCUUUGCCUGUCUGUCGGUCUUGUUUGUCACCAUCACGGCUGUCAACCUGUCCAUCAGUACCAUGCCGGCCAUGAGAGAGGAGGAGGAGCAAGGCAAGUGCUCCCAGAUGUGCUACAACAUCUUCAUUGUGGAGACGGUGUGUGUGGGCUGGUUCUCCCUAGAGUUCACCCUGCGCUUCAUCCAGGACCGAGACAAACUAGCCUUCCUGAGACGCCCUCUGAACCUCAUAGACGUGGUGGCAAUCCUGCCCUACUACAUCACCCUGGUAGUGGACAGCUACCAGGGGGAGAAGAAGGUAGGCUCGGGAAGUAGUUACCUGGACAAGGUGGGUCUUGUGCUCCGGAUCCUCCGCGCACUGAGGAUCCUAUAUGUGAUGCGGCUGGCCCGCCACUCCUUGGGCCUGCAGACUCUGGGGCUGACGGCGCGGCGCUGCACACGGGAGUUUGGGUUGCUCCUCCUCUUCCUCUGUGUGGCCAUUGCUCUCUUCUCCCCGCUGCUCUACCUCAUCGAGAACGAGAUGGCCGCCACCCACGAGUUCAGCAGUAUCCCCGCUACCUACUGGUGGGCUGUCAUUACCAUGACAACAGUGGGCUAUGGGGACAUGGUUCCGAGGAGCAUUCCGGGUCAGGUGGUGGCGCUAAGCAGUAUCCUGAGUGGGAUUCUUCUCAUGGCAUUCCCAGUCACCUCCAUCUUCCAUACGUUCUCCCGGUCCUACGUGGAACUGAAGCAGGAGCAGCAGAGGCUACUGCAAAGACGGACACACUUCCUGUUACGCAGGAGGAUGGGUGGGCUGGGAAGUAACAUGUCGCUGGAGAGUGACUACCCCAGCUGUGGCUCCUCUGAGACCAGGGGCCGGGAUGACUGAAGAGGAGGGGGAGGAGGAGAAGGAGGAGCAGCAGGAGGAGCAGUAGGUGGAGGAGGGAGAAUUAAAGAACACGAAGCACAGAGAGAAUAAAACAAAAGAGGCGUUAUGACUUGUCAACUUAAUCUGUGAACAGCGACCCAGAUGACUGUGGAUGAUGAGAGAAAAAAAUCAAGGACACAAAGCACAGAGACUACGGAGAGAAAUCUGAGAGAGAAACAAAUAAGGGUUAAGAGGACCUUAACCCUGCUCUGCUAAAAAUGUUUUAGUUUAUUAUUCUUCUCUGGACGAUGUCAUCUCUGUCUGCCAUUAUGAGGUAAUAGAGGCCAAAAAUGUUCCCAGAAACCAGAAGAUCUGCACAAUAACAGAAAGAAGAUUGGAAUGAAUCGUAUUAGAUCAUUGACAUUUUGCUGUAUAACAGUACAUUAUAUUCCAUAAAUGCAUAAAUCAAAAAUAACCUACAGUAUAAGCUAUAUGUAAUACGUGAUCGAUUUCUUAUUCAUUUUUGUGUCUCAAUUGUGAAGCGUGAGUCCAGUCCAUAACCAUAUUUCUUAAGAGUUAGAUGUAAUGGAGGUGUAUUGGUGCUCAGCACUGUUAGGGGUUGCAUAUGCAAUUUUAUGUAUGAAACAUUGAAGAAACAUGUAUAUGUCCGUAGUUGUUGUGUGCUCUGUGUCUUAAAAAUGUAUUUCUAAAUAAUGCUGUUGGUUGCUAAAUAUGUACAACUGAACUGAAGCUGAUCUGCCUCGUGAUGGCUUGGACUUAUUUGUAAUUUCACUAACUAAAUAACUGCUAUUUCCCAAACAAUUAUAUGUCUAUUGGGUCCUACUAAUCACCCCAAAACAACCCAAAAGUACCAACAAGUACCCAAAAGUACCCAAAAGAACCCAAUAGUACGCAGAAGAAUCCCAAAAAAACCUAAUCAGGUACCCAAAAGAACCCCAAACAGCAGUGGAGGCUGGUGUCAGGAGCUAUAGGAGGACAGGCUCAUUGUAAUAGCUGUCAUGGAAUAAAUGGAACCGAGUCAAACAUGUGGUUUCUAUAUAUUUGAUGUGUUUGAUACCGUUCCAUUAUUCCAUUCCAGCCAUUACAAUGAACCUGUCCUACUAUAGAUCCUCCCACCUGCCUCCUCUGCCAACCCAGUACCAAAAGAACCCAUAAACAAACCAAAACAGGUACUCAAAUGAUCAAUUCAGGUUCACGUUUCUGAUGUUUCAGGUGUUACGCCACGUUCAUAUAACUAGUAAACUCUGAAAUAUCUGACUUGCUGAUUGUCUAUAACUACAAUCAGUUAGCAAGUCGGAAAUGUCUGUUUCCUAGUUCUGACUAGCAUGUGAACAUGGCGUAACACCUGAAACAUCAGAAACGUGAACAUGAACUGAUCAUUUGAGUACCUGUUUGGGGUUGUUCGGGGAUCUUUUGGGUUCUUUUGGUACCGGUUUGGCAGUUGCUCCUCAGCAACUGAAACCUGAAUUCGGAUCCAAAGCAUUGUGUGAAAUGAGCCUCUUCAAUUAUUUUGAUGUUGCCACCUAUCAUUGGUUAUUAUCAAUGCAUGUUUACUGUUUGGGUGGAUGACUAUUUAGAGCUUAAAUACACCUUUAUCUUUACAUCCGAACAAUCUAAUUACAUAGGCCUACAUGUGAUCCAAAUUUCUAACAUAAAUAAAUGAAAUAUCCUACUUGUGAUGCUAGAUGAUACUGUAAUGUUGUGUCCCAUGUUAUAUCCUACAAUUUAUUUGUUUAGUCUGCAAUAUUGUUGUCACCAAACAAAUGCAAAUGUUUUGAUUGUCUAUUAAGUGUGAAUAAAAUUGAAUACAUAUUAUAAACUUCA